AUGACGUCCAGAAAUGAUUUAGAUUUGGAACAAAAGGUCAAAUUAAUAAAAGAUAAAGAAAAUGGCAUGUCUGUUCGAGAAUUAAAAGACAAAUUUUAUGUUUCUAUUGGAAGUGUAUCUAAUAUUCUUAAACGAAAAAACGAAUAUUUGGAUGAUGAUGAAUGUAACAAGAAUAAAAAGAUGAAACGAAAAACAAACAAUGAUCUCAAUCGACAGAUUAGUGACGGAGUGUAUGAAUGGUUCGUCCUUCAAAGAUCAAAAAGAAUUCCAAUAUCCGGUCCAAUUUUGCAGGCAUAUGCUCAAAAGAUUGCUGGUGAAUUAUGUGAUACAGGUGCAUUUCGAGCCAGCAGUGGUUGGCUUGAUCGAUUCAAAUCUCGGUACAAUGUUCAGUUCCGGAUGAUAUGUGGUGAAGCAGCAGCUGUAAAUCAUGAUGUAAUUGAAGAUUGGACAUCACGUUUGCCGAUAAUUCUUGAAGGUUAUAAUGAAUGUGAUGUUUACAAUUGCGAUGAAACUGGAUUAUUUUUUAAAUUAAUACCUGAUCGUUCAUUUGUUAUUGGAACAGAUGAUUGCAAGGGUGGUAAACGUUCAAAAGAAAGGUAUACUGUGCUUUUGUGUACUAAUUGGACGGGCACUCACAAGCUAAAACCGGUAGUAAUAGGUAAAUCUGCUCGUCCAAGAUGCUUCAAACGUCUUGAUGUUAAAAAAUUACCGGUUACAUGGUUUUAUAAUAGAACUGCCUGGAUGAACAGUGUUAUUUUUUCUAAAUGGUUGUAUGGUUUUGACAUCAUGAUGCAAAAACAAAAUCGUAAGAUUUUGUUAUUUUUGGAUAAUGCGCCUGUGCAUCCUCCUGACAUUCAAUUAAACAAUAUCACUCUUAAAUUCUUUCCAGCAAAUACAACUGCCAAAAGUCAACCAUUAGAUCAAGGAUCAAUUAGGGCUUUUAAAGCCCAUUAUAGAAAACAAUUGGUACAGCAUAUAAUAGCAAAUGCCAGUUCAGCUUAUUCAGUUGAAGAUAUUAAGAUUAAUGCAUUAGAUGCAAUCUGGUGGAUAGAUGGUGCUUGGAAAUCUGUAACUGAAGCAACAAUUCAAAAUACUUUUAAAUCAGCUGGUUUUAAAACUUCUAUUCCUACUUCAAAUGCAACAUCAACAACAACACCUGAAAAUGAAAAUAUUAUACUCGUAGAUUCAAGUCUUACUGAACUUGGUAAAGCACUUCAACAUAUAACCAUUGGUGGUGAUGUAAUGUCAGCAAAUGACUUCGUGAGCAUUGAUGACGACGUACCAACGUUCAAUAUAUGGGAUGACAAUGUCGAGAAAAUAUUAACAUCUGAUGGAUUUUCAAGUGAAGAUGUAGUUCCAGAAGAUGAUGCAGUAGUUGAAGAACCACCAUCAUUAUUAGAAGCAAUAAAAAUGAUUCGUGGUCUUCAUUUAUUGUCAACAGUUGAAUAUCCUGAAUUACAUUCCUACAUUGUUCAACUUCAAUCGAAGCUCAUGGAUAUAUAUCUCGACGGGAAUAAUUCAAAACAAACAACUCUUUAUGAAUAUUUUCAACGUGUUUAA
Rotaria sp. Silwood2 is the source of this 1560-nucleotide messenger RNA. NCBI's taxonomy places the organism in Eukaryota, Metazoa, Rotifera, Eurotatoria, Philodinida, Philodinidae. The record is from the annotation of a GenBank genome assembly.